AAAUCGCGGGAAGGGGGAAGAUACAACAAUAACGUAACUUCUCUGUUCUUUGGAUGCCCAAUUCAGCAGGAGACCAGCCUCUUCUGUACCCAGCUGUGUGUCCAUGAAGAGUGCUGGGUGUUCAUGAAGAAGGACCAGUCUAUGGAUCGUCAUAUUAGAUUCAGAGAAGGAUACUUUUCUACUGAACAAAGCCCAAUUCAGCAGGAGAGACCAGCCUCCCCUGUACCCAGCUGUGUGUCCAUGAAGAGUGACAAGUCUAUGGAUCGUCUUGUUAAUUUCAGGGAGGGAGUCUUUUCAACUGAUCAAAGUGGAUGGUCAACUCUGACAGAGGAUCAGUCCAGGUGUUCAGUGUGUGAGCUGGUUCUGAGGGAUCCAGUCUCUAUUAACUGUGGACACAGGUUCUGCAGACAGUGUAUCACCAGAUACUGGGAGCAGCCUGCUUCGUCAGGAGAAUAUGUCUGUCCUCAGUGUAGAAAGAGAUCCAGAACAAGACCUGUACUACAGCAACUGAGUGAACCCAGUGAGGAUGAUAGAGGCUCUGAGAACAUGGAUGACAGCCUGCAUAGAAUUCUAGAGAAUUAUAAAGCCAGACUAAAAACGAGGUAUGAAUGUGUGACAGAAGGCAAUGUGAAGACAGGCAAUCGGACUCCCCUCAACAGUAUUUACACAGAGCUCUACAUCACAGAGGGAGAAAGUGAAGGGGUUAUUUGCCAACAUUAA
Molecule: messenger RNA, 720 nt
Organism: Esox lucius (northern pike)
Lineage: Eukaryota; Metazoa; Chordata; Actinopteri; Esociformes; Esocidae
Product: E3 ubiquitin-protein ligase PRT1-like
Exons: 6
Coding region: 124-720 (198 amino acids)
Source: RefSeq, a predicted model, not a curated record